UUUCCGUGCUGAGCCCGCAAGCACAAGAAUGAGCGUCACAGCGCUGUUUGAGCCUAUUCGCUCUUGGCUCUCAUCUGAGAGCCUGCAGUCAUUUGUAAACAGCCACCACCAGCAGAUUAUUGCUCUCCAGAAGGAUGCGCCGGUCGGAUCAGCUCUGCAGGUCCUGGCCGAGAACAAGAUCCUGAGCGUCCCCGUGCUGGACGAGGAAGGCGAAUACCUCGGCGCCUUCAGUGUUGGCGACGCUCUCCGCGUGUUGAUGCAGGAGCUCGAAUCACAGCUGGGCCAUGGCUGGUUUGACCGCCUUGCCCAAAUCAAGGCUUCUGAGCUUGAGGCCAUUGGUAGCAGCCUGUGCAGCAAGAAGGUUUACACCGUCACCCAUCCCGGUGACCUGUGGCUCAAGGGUGACUCCAAGACCACUGUGCUCACCGUCAUCAAGGAGGGCUUCCAGGUGCUGGAGCCGAAGGGUCAUCAUCGCAUCUUCGUUGUCGACCCCGCGAAGGCGCACACCGUGACCGUCCAUGGCUCCACGGUCGUCAUCAAUAUCAAGCCCGGUUCUGAGAAGCCUGAGGCCAGCGGACUUCGCCCGACGGACAUUGUGUCCCAGCUGGACGUUGUUAAGCUGCUUUCGGAACACAAGGACAAGCUGGAGCUGGUUAUGACUAAGACUCUCGAGGAGCUCGAGAUCUUCGAGGGCUCCGUCUUCACUAUCCAUGCAUCCGCAUCGGCUCUGGAGGCCUUCCACCACAUGGCUCUCGACCACAAGUCCUGCUUGGGCAUUGUGGACAACACCGGCAAGCUGAUCGGCAACGUGUCAGUGAGCGACCUGCGCUUCCUUGGGCCCCAGAACUAUGGCCUGCUGCUGUCCACGGUUGCGGAGUUCAGCGUCGUCAUUGCAGGGAAGGGCCCCUCGCAGGAGGAGGCCAUUAACGGUGCUCGUGUCGCGGGAGCUGCCGACGGCAAAUGGUCUGAGGUCCUGAAGGAUCUGCCGCUGCCCACGCUCAAGCCCAGCGGCACCUUCGGUCAGCUGCUCGGGACAAUGGCGUCAGAGAACCUGCACCGUCUCUACAUUGUUGACGAAGACGGCAAGCCGGUCUCCAUCGUCACUCUCACGGACGUGCUUCGGGAGAUCAUCAAGCCCGAGCCGCCGGUUCACCACUUCCAGCGUAUGGGGACUAAUGACCUGCCCGACGAUGAUGACGACGAUGACGAUGAUGACGAGGAGGAGGAAGCAGAGGAGGAGGCGAAGUAAGGAGUAUGCCUGAAGACCUGACCACAGCUGAACGGUUUAACACGGCUACUUAAAGCCGGAGCCGGGCAGAGCUGUAUGAAAUUGAUAUGAAUAACUAAAGAGGGCUGCAGCUUUGCGCAUGGAGGCGCGCGAUAGGAUAAUCUUGCCCUUAGGGGUACACUGCAGCCCAGCGAGUUCCAAUGCUGGCCGCAUGUCCGCCUAUGUUUGCAAUGGCAGUGAUGUUAUGGGGGGGUGCAUAUGUGCAGAUGUUUUAGGAGUAGCUCCUAGGCAGUGAUAUUACGGCCAGGGUUCUGUGCAAGCGCUGCACAUACAAGUACAACAUUUCCUGCACGAUUAGGACUGGGUGGAUUGCUCGGUCUGCUGUUGCUUCAUUGCAUAGGUGUUUUGCUGCUGUCGUUAGAAUUUUUUAUUGCGUGCACCGGACUUCACGUUCUGCAAAUGCUAAUGCGCAAGUGUGGGCAGCUGGGCAAGCAUCAUAGCUCAAAUAAAGUUCUGGCCAGCGUGCUAUAUUGUAACCGUGUGCCUUGCG
Messenger RNA from Volvox carteri f. nagariensis, 1778 nucleotides. RefSeq lists its product as uncharacterized. Lineage: Eukaryota; Viridiplantae; Chlorophyta; Chlorophyceae; Chlamydomonadales; Volvocaceae. The record is from RefSeq and is a predicted model, not a curated record. The transcript has 8 exons. Bases 29 to 1249 code for a protein of 406 amino acids.